Neohortaea acidophila is the source of this 1020-nucleotide messenger RNA. Its product is annotated as aldose 1-epimerase. The record is from RefSeq and is a predicted model, not a curated record. Bases 1 to 1020 code for a protein of 339 amino acids. Gene Ontology annotation, biological process: beta-D-galactose catabolic process via UDP-galactose, Leloir pathway; glucose metabolic process. Gene Ontology annotation, molecular function: carbohydrate binding; aldose 1-epimerase activity. The transcript is spliced from 2 exons. NCBI's taxonomy places the organism in Eukaryota, Fungi, Ascomycota, Dothideomycetes, Mycosphaerellales, Teratosphaeriaceae.
AUGCCCACCCCAGCCCCACCCACCACCUUCAAAUUCCUCCCCCAAGGCGCGCUGAUCCAAGAAUUCAACGUCGCCGGCCACAACAUCGUCCUCGGCUACCCCACCCCAGCAUCCUACCAGCACCCUGCCGUCCCCUUCUUCGGCGAGACCAUAGGCCGCGUCGCGAACCGCAUCUCCAAAGCGCAAAUCGACGGCCUGAAUGGCCGCUCCUACCAGUUGGCCGCUAACAAUGGGCCCAAUACGCUUCACGGCGGCGGCAAGGGAUGGGGGAAGCAGACUUUUGAGGGGCCGACGGGUGUCGAGCGGGAUGGACGCGAGGCGAUGCUUUUUAGGUAUUUGAGUCGGGAUGGGGAGGAGGGGUUUCCUGGGGCCGUGGAGCUGAGGGUGUGGUAUUUUCCGGAGAUUGUAAAGGAGGAUGGGGUGGAGAAGACGAGUUUGGAGCUGGAGUAUGAGGUUGAGAUGGUUGGAGAUGCUGAUGAGGGUGUGGAGGAGACGGUGGUGUCGGUUACGAAUCAUAGCUACUUCAACAUCAGCAACGGACCAACAAUCGAAGGCACUCGAGCAAUCCUCCACACAAACAGCUACCAAAUCAUCGACGACGACAGCAUUCCCACGGGCGAGAUAGGCCAGUACCCAGGAAUCUCCGCUGGCGAAGAGUUCGUCCUCGGCGCCCAAGACCCAGACCCAGAUCACUGCUUCAUCGUCGAUGCAAACGAAGAUCCAUCGAGCAUUCCCCUCGACACCCGCAAGCAGCCGUUGAGGAAGUUGUGCGAGUUCUACCAUCCCGAUACGAAGCUUCAUCUGGAGGCGUUAAGCACAGAGCCAGCGUUUCAAUUCUAUGCCGGAAGGUACAUCGAUGUGCCGGAGUUGGACGGCAAGCCUGCUCGUGGCCGGAGAGCAGGGAUGUGCAUCGAAGCGAGUCGGUACAUCAACGCCGCCAAUGAGGACCGGUGGAGAUCGCAGGUGGUGGUGAAGAGAGGGCAGGUCUGGGGGAGUCGAACGGUGUACCGGGCGUGGUAA